Epinephelus moara (kelp grouper) is the source of this 6095-nucleotide messenger RNA. RefSeq names its product sodium/potassium/calcium exchanger 3-like. The transcript is spliced from 17 exons. Gene Ontology annotation, biological process: intracellular calcium ion homeostasis; calcium ion transmembrane transport. Gene Ontology annotation, cellular component: membrane. Lineage: Eukaryota; Metazoa; Chordata; Actinopteri; Perciformes; Serranidae. Gene Ontology annotation, molecular function: calcium, potassium:sodium antiporter activity; calcium channel activity. The record is from RefSeq and is a predicted model, not a curated record. The coding region runs from base 263 to 2263 and encodes 666 amino acids.
CCCGGCUCCUCCAGCAGCCUGACGCUGACCGAACAGCCCGCAGCAUCCCGGCGGUACCAAGAUCCAACUUUUUUUUUUUUUUUUUUUUUAAACAUCCCCCUCCUGCUCCUCGGACACCCAUCCCCUGUUACUUUUCACAUCCAUUCCCGGGAGAUAAGUCAAUUAUUCCCUGGGAAUUAAAGGAGGUUGCGCUUUUUUUGUCUGCGUGUGUGUGUGUGAGUGUGUGUGUGUGAGUGUGUGUGUGUUUACUCCGGGGAUCCGCAUGGAUGUGGCAGCGGUAGAGGGGAUGUCUCUGCCGGGUAUCCGACUCCGGAAUCGGCCGACGCAAGUGAUGCCGAGCCAGAGGAAGGUCAAAGCGAGGCGGAAAAGACGAAAGGAGUUGGUUUUAAUCCAGAUCUGCUUGUUCGGAGGCUUGCUCCUGGUCGUGAAGGGCUUUUCCUACUUAGCGGAAAAUUCAGGUUUCGAUGUCUCCAGCCACAGCAGCGGCGACCAGGAGAGAUGGGGAGGGAGGAGGCUACUGCAGGAAAUUGACAACAGCAGCCUGGAGGAAGAGGAGAGAGAGGAAUCUAAGAACUGCACUGCUCCAGCUCUGCACGAGUUCCCGACAGACCUGUUCACACACAAAGAGCGAACAGAGGGAGCUGUGGCCCUGCAUGUCCUGUGUACCAUUUACAUGUUCUGCGCCCUGGCCCUUGUCUGUGAUGACUACUUCGUCCCCUCCCUGGAGAAGCUGUGUGAGCGUCUCCAUCUCAGCGAGGACGUAGCAGGUGCCACCUUCAUGGCCGCUGGCAGCUCAGCUCCCGAGCUCUUCACAUCCAUCAUAGGGGUGUUCAUCACCAAAGGUGACGUUGGUGUGGGGACCAUCGUGGGUUCAGCUGUCUUCAACAUCCUCUGCAUCAUCGGUGUGUGCGGCUUCUUCGCCGGCCAGGCAGUGAAGCUCUCUCACUGGGCUCUUCUCCGAGAUUCAAUUUAUUACAUUUUUUCUAUCACGGCCCUCAUCGUGUUUAUCUACGAUGAGAAGGUGUGCUGGUGGGAGUCUCUUGUUCUGAUUCUUAUGUAUGCAGUCUACAUCCUCAUCAUGAAGUUUAACGGCAGGGCACAUCGCUACUUUGACCGUCGAAAGAAGAGCUCUGUGAAUCUGUCCAACGGGCUGACAGGAAGCACUGAUCUGGAGGACAAUGUCACGUGCGAUGCCACUGCAGUGCUGCUUAAGAAAGCUAACUUCCACUGUAAGCCGUCUGUGCUGAUGGUGGAUGAGCUGCUGUCUGCGUACCCCCACCAGCUGUCUUUCUCCGAGGCCGGCAUGAGGAUCAUGAUCACCAGUCACUUCUCCCCCAGAACCCGCCUCACCAUGGCCUCUCGGAUGCUCAUCAACGAGAGACAAAGACUGAUCAACACCACUGAGACUCGAGUCAACCGCAUCACCAACGGCGACUCUGACUCCGCAGCCAGGGCUCAGGGGAGGCGGGGGUUAGAGAAUGGGAUGGGCGGGGCUGAGCAGGGUCUGAACGGGAGGUGCAGACUUCAGCGACUGGAGUCUGGCAACGAGACAGAGAAUGAAAACGAAGAUAACGAGAACAAUGAGAACGACGAGGAGGGAGAGGGAGAAGAUGACAGUCAGGGCCCUCUGGUGCCUUUCAAAGUUCCAGCGGGAGCUUGCAACAAGCUGAAGUGGCUCACGAUGUGGCCGCUAUCCCUACUUCUGUUCUUCACCGUGCCCAACUGUGGCAAGCGGCGCUGGGAGAGAUGGUUCAUGGUCUCCUUCUUCACCGCCACCAUCUGGAUCGCUGGCCUCUCCUACAUCAUGGUCUGGAUGGUGACUGUGAUCGGCUUCACUCUGGGCAUUCCAGACGUAAUCAUGGGGAUCACCUUCCUCGCAGCAGGCACCAGUGUCCCAGACUGCAUGGCCAGUGUUAUAGUCGCACGGCAAGGUCUGGGAGACAUGGCCAUCUCCAACUCCAUAGGCAGUAAUGUGUUUGACAUCCUGGUGGGCCUGGGCCUGCCCUGGGCGCUGCAAACACUCUGCAUCGACUACGGCUCCAUCAUCCAUCUUAACAGCAGAGGACUCAUAUUCUCUGUUGGACUCCUGCUAGCCUCAGUGUUUGUCACAGUUCUCGGUGUCCAUUUGAACAAAUGGACUCUGGACUGGCGGCUGGGCUUGGCCUGCCUCAUCAUGUACGCCAUCUUUCUAUGCUUCUCCAUCCUCAUCGAGUUCAACGUCUUCAUCUUCGUCAACCUUCCCAUGUGUCCAGACAUCCACUGACCUCCCUCUUUUCCUCCUUCUUUGUCUUCUUCUUCUUCCCCCGGUUAACGGAGGAGAAACCUCACCUGGCUUCCAGUUUCUCGGCGCCUGAAACCAAGUCCUACCUUUUAUUUUUUCAAAUAGAAAAAGUAGAGCUGUAUGUAAUUUAUCUAUGGUGCAAUACACAGAAGACAGAAGACACCGCAAGUUUUUUGGGGGGGGGCCGGACAGGAGGCGCGAUAAGAAAGUCCUAGCAGCAGAGAUAUGCUGCCAAUCGUCUCAUGAACUGAAAGGUUGGCUGGAGUAAACUUAACUGUAUUAACACCGACGGUUAGGCUACUGUUGGUGAAGAAGCUGCUGCUACUGUAACUGACUGGCGGAAAGAGAGGAAUCCUGCGCUAACAGCGAUUUUUAGCUGGAUUGUUUGUUACUCUUUGUACAAGUUUGGAUAUAAGCACACGAUUAAGGUAUUUUUAAGUACUUUCUCUGUAUAUAUUUGAGGGUUAUAUAGGUACUAACAUUAGCUGAUAUAUGGGAUUCUCUUAUGCACAAUUGGAUCAGUCUUGCCAAGCUGAACGAUCCAGCGACAGUGACGAUAUUGUACGUUUUACUUUAGGGAUCUGGUCUGCCAGUAAUACACUCAAAAACGCUUCAACAUGUCUCCUAUGCUCGGUACCAGCCGACACAGCAUGCUGUACUAGCCACAACUCUAGCUUUGCACUGAUAGAGAGAAUCUAGAUAUUUAACACUAUUCACACGUGUAGAGUCUAUUCUUGUUUGUUUGUCUCUCUACAGGCAUUUCUGAGUAGAUCCGGGCUUUAUUUUCCCCACGUAGGAAAGGGAUCUGCCUGCAAGGGACAUCCAGCACUGUCACUUUAUUGAUUAGAGAUAUUAGCCUAUCAUUGCAAAGCGUCUACAGGUACUCUAAACAUAAUGUAACUACUGACUUUAAAGUUCCCUCUAGACGGUAGACCUCUUGUACAUAUUAAAUUAGUCUCUGAGUUGAGUAUAACAUUGUUUCUUCUUAAAGCCAAAAGUAUUUUUAGAAUAGGAGUAAGAGUCUUAGAUUUGGAUUUAAGAUCCAGCUCGAGUGCACAGUGUGUGUGCGUGCGUGCGUGUGUGAGUGCAUGUGACAGUCUCGAGGGGAACCAAGGACAUCACUGUUACUGGGAAGACAUAAUCAUGAUUUAUUUAUGAAUUAAUUUAUUCAAAGAUCAUGUCUAACCACCAGUUUCAGCCCUUUGGAUCAUGUACAGUGUAUUAAAUGGAACGCUCUCCGCUCUCUGACGACGGAGCUGUACAAUGUACUGUACCUAAUAUAUAAUCUAAGUACUGGAAACUGACUUGAUGUUGUUUAUAUUUAAGAAUAGAACUUUAUAAUUUAUAAGUUUUGUAUAGUUUGGAAAGAUAAUGCAACAUUUGUAUAUUGGUACGAACACAGAGGUUUUUGCCGAUGAUGCACGGCGGGGUUGAGACGGAAAUGUUCUGAUUUGGCGAGACGGACUGAAAAUGCAAUCUUUGGCCUUGUUUACACCUGGUAUUAACGUGUGUGUCUCGGGUGAUCUGAUCGCAGGUGGAAAACUUUAAGUCUGUCUGAAUGCAACUCCACAUGCGCUUCGAAUGGCCAGUUGUGAUCAGAUCUUACUUCCCCACCCUAUAUCCAAAUAAAGGACAUACAUCAUUCCUUUCACAAAGACCAAAUGUGUCCUUGUAUGGGGAGACACCCCAGGUGAACAGAUAGCACCAUGAAACUCCAUGAAGAGUGGAAAAUUACAUACAUUGUCAUUUCCGCCAUGAAAUUUCCCAUUUUAUUACUUAAAUUAGGAGAAUUAUUUUAUGUACUAAAAGUUUUAUGAAAUUUAAUGUUUAAAUAUUCAACAUAUUAUCUAAUUAAAUAUGUGCUUUUUGCACAGAAAUCUGAACUAAAAUAAAAACCUAACUGUGUAUUUAGGAAGUUUUCUUUCCACUUGUGUAAAAGAAGACUUUACAGAAGCGAAAUAGCCCAAAAUCUAAAAAAUGACCAGUGCAUGAAAACUGUUUUUUCACCUGGGGUGUCUCACCAUAAAUUACCCAGUUGCGAUGUGGAUCGUCCAGUUUCCAUUGUACUCUUUGGCCCAAAUGGAAAUCAGACUCCGUCUACAAGAAUCAAUUUGUCUGUUGUAGUUUCUUCUUCUUUUUCUUCUUCUUUAAUUGUUGUGGGUUCUUCCAAGGAUUUUAAAAAGAGGAGAAGUCACGGCCUCAUAUUACAUCAUACCAGUAGGGUACAAUACAUGCGCAUGGAAAUCUAGUCUGCACUUGAUGAAAGGCUCAACAGCUGGCGAUCUGUCAUAGAACAAGGGGGCAGCCUUAGGAGCGGUCGGCCUUAAGUCAGAAUAUUUUUGUAUGAAAAAUAAAGAUAUAGGCGAGAAUUAUAUCCUUUAAUUAUUGAAAAAGUUGGUAAUAGAAGACCAUAAACAAAUGCUUACAUAUACAAACACUGUAUUGUAUAUCUGCUGCCAUCCAAUUGAGUGUACUCAAAAGUUCUGUCAGGCCGAACGCACCCAAGGUUGCCAAAAACAGCGCACCCAAAAAACACCUGAGUUGACACUGUUACUUUAUUUCUAGUGCCAUCUGCUGUAACUCUCCAACGUCGCAGCUCCAUUUACAUAGCACAUGUGUCAUACGCCAAUGCUCCCAUGGGGUUAAAGAGUGUGCCCAGCCUUUUCCCACAAAUAAAUUCCUUCUUCCACCUACGCACAAGACGGCAGCUGAGUAGGCGGUCCUUCAGUGUGGCCCAGAACACAUUAGCGUACACCCUGCUGAACGAAUGUGGCCAUACAUGGCCCAGACCACCUCCGAAUGUGGUCUUAGCGAUCGGAUCUCAAGACACAUGGAGGACUCAUUGGGUGCAUUUACACCUGUACUUAGAGCUUUCUACUCUGAUCUGAUCACCCAAGACACAUGUCAAUACCAGGUGUAAAUAAAGCCUUUGUCACUGGUCCUAACACGGGUAGAAGAAGUUGCUAACCCCCUUGUGUGUUGAGCUGGUGAUGACUCAUGGAUGUGAUAGAUUCACUUUCAGAUAAAGAGGAAGUGCGUACUGAUGGCACACAACCCUUUGAACUUUCACAACAUAUUGUUUCUUAAACACAGUGCUUUAACUCUUGUGCCAUCCCUUGUAUUUGAGGCUUCAAAACCAACGCUCGUGGCCAUCCUCCUGCUUGUCUUUGAGCCAACAAAACUCCAUUUAUGUCAACAGUAUUGCCACUCUGUUUCAGCAUGUGUUCAAACAAAAUGUGGAAGAUAUGUAUUUUAUUUUUACCUUGAAGGAUUCUCACUGAGGACCCUCAUGUUAAUAGAGUUGCUGAUUAAUUAAAAAGCUGUCCUCUGUAGGUGUUCCUCCUGCAGCCACAAGAGAGCGCUGUAGGGCUGUGUUAAAUCUUCACAGAUGGCUGUUACCUUUACACUCACUAGGAAGUGGUCUGGGUAUAUUUUCAGGUAGGCUACAUAGAGAUAAAUACUGGUCGGUUUGCAUGCCUCUCUCAUAAUUCAGAUUAUUUUGUGUGUAAUUUUAAUGCAUUUCCAAGAUCAAAAGGCACUGUCUUGAUUAUGCUGUACAUAUCAGAGGGUUAUACUAUUAGAAACACAGAUGUUGGAAUAACUUCUGAUGAGCAGUUAUAUUUGAGGUAUAUACUGUAUUUAGAAUGUAGGCCUAGUUAGUUUUCAGCUAAUUAAUGUCGUUUUAUGCUCAUGUCUUUCCAAUUGUUUGUAAAUCCUCAUUUUUGUUGAUGAGGACCCCUGGGCAGAGCUCAGAGCCGGAGAGAGAGAGGAAGAUGUUGGCCUUGUUCCCAGUGGUCUUCUUGCAAUAAACUGA